AUGUUUUGCCCCUCUCCCGUGUUGCACGACAUAGCUGACUCUUCCGAAUGGCCUCCUCAGGCUCAAGAAGUUGCUCUUCUGCUCUCCCAACCUCUUCCCGAGUAUAUCUCUACUGGACCCUGGCCUUUCGUCUCCUCGAUCGCUACUCAUCUCUUGGACGAGCUACGUCAAGAUACACCAUACCAAGGAGCUUUAAUGCCCAGCGGUCAAUUCGUAUCGCGUGUCCAUGAGGUGUUCGACUUAGUCUUGUCGACUGUGGCGGCUCUUCGUGAACUCGAAUCUCUCGAGGACUGUGGCCGACCUCGGCCAACGGUUACUUUGUGGUCUUCACUCUUCAAGGGAAUCGGAAUGGUAUGCUCACCAGAGUCUUGCUACUUGAAUGGAGCAUCGUUUGUUCUGCCACGGGUGUCCCCACGAUCGAGCCAAGUCGCAUUCGAUGGUGUUGCAACUAUUCUCAUCUCUCACGUCGUGGACGAAAGCGGAUUUUCUCGCUCCUGCUCGUCGUCGAACGCCAUGGAUGUUGACGCACCCUCCGAUGGCACUCCGUCGCAAUCCGACGGCACAGAUGGAUCGACCUCACAUAAUUCCAUGGAUCUCUCUAUUGACGGCACUCGCUCUACGGUAGACUCUGAGGGCGACUACGCCGAUGAGGAUCAGGAGAGCACCGACGAAACCUCCCAAGAACUCAGUGGACCCUCUAUCGACGUCCCUUUCGAUGCGCACGUGCUGAGCGGGUCCGGCCGGCGAUCUUUCGUCGUUUUGCCUAUGAUCUGCGUGGCUGACGCGGACAAUAUCCGGUCCCUGGUGACUAGUGUCGCAUAUCAGCGCCGCAUCUGGGAUAUCGAUGAACCCGUGGUCGGCUUCGAGAUCUCGAAGUUUGGUACUGUAGCCCGUAUUUUACUCGCCUGGGUCGGCACGGAAAUGGACAGUGACUGCUUGCCAGCUGUGCACAUCGCGUGUGCCAGUACGCAUUCUGGGGCAACAAUAGGGAAUUUUGAUCUCACGGACACACGAUCGGCACUCACGCUAGCACAGAUUGUGCUAGGUCUAGAUGCGCACUGCCAGCGGAUAGUGUCGAAGUUGAAGCAUCGACCAGCUAUCGAUGCGUAUCACUGGAGAUCUGACUAUGUGAACGAACAUGAGGAUCAGUGUGACAAUGGUGAUCUGGGGACACGGGUAGCGCAUUGGGCAAGAACAAUUGAUGCGCGCGGCGAAGGAGGCAACAACGAGGUUGAGAUUGACCUUUCGACUCCACCCACAUCGGAGAUGAGUAAACUACCAAGCAUCAUCGAAAGCCCGGGGAAACCCACGACUACUGAAAGUCGCGGUCGAUCUGCUACGCGUGGUCCGACGUCUCAGACCGGAAGUGACUCCAAGACGUCGCGCACCGGUGUAGAGCAAGACAGCGUGAAGUCACAGAGCCUUAAAGACGACAAGGCCUCGCAAAAGUCGGAACCGAAGGGUCGGAAAAGCAGGAGUGAAUCUGCCACGCGGACCGAUAGAUCGAGUUCCAGAUUAGCGAGGACGACUUCAGUUGCAUUCGACGGGCUGGUGACGCCUGCGACCUGGCUGUUUGAGAGAAAGGCUUUCCCGAUUGGUCUGAUCAAGGUGCCUGACGGCGCUGAAGAUGCGGACGAAAUCAAUCAGAAGAUUGAUGUGUAUAACAAGGUUGUCAUUGAAUUUGCAUGGCCCAGUCGAGCAUGGUCAACCCUAGUGGAUAUUCCGAUUCUGCAUCAGAUAUCAACUCCUUGUGCUGAUUUAAACCAGGACAAAAUGCCACCAGUAGACAAAGCUGUUCAAAAGAUUCAGAGGGUCUUGUUCGAGAACUAUUUGACAUUUGCACCAAAUCAGAAACCAGCCAAAUUAGAUCCAUCGCAUCUGGCCAUCCUAUCGAGUCGAUUCUCUACCAUCCUCUAUGCAUCGGCGGGUGCUUAUGGCCGCCAUGUAGCCUUGUCUGGUCUCCCUGUUAAUGAAGCGGAGGCGAGAUAUGACUGGGACAAAAUGCUUCUCCAAUUCUGCGUCCCAGAUUCUGACCGCAUUGUUUCACCAUAUGUUCUGUUUGAACGAGAGCUCACCUUCCCUCGAAACAAGGCUGUGGAUUCCAUCAGCGACCAUGACAAGUCACCGGAGCUGCAGAGAGAUUUGGCUCAAAAGCAGGUGGACUUGGCCUUAGGCUAUCGCCACCAUUGCUUGACUGUGCUGUCGUCACCUCGAUUUGAUGAAGCACCAGCACUUGUGCAAUCUCAGGCAGAUGCAGCAUCCAGUCAAGCUUUGCAAUUUUUUCUUCAGCUCAAGUCAGUUUCUGUCAAACCUGACAAGAUGCUUGACACUCUUAGAAAUCAUGCCACCUCAGAGCCACUCAGGGGCAUAUGUGAUGCCAUUGUGGUCGGCCAUAUCAAGGAUGCUUUUGAUGAUAAAGACUCUCCCGCCACUCAGAGGUUUCUCAAGAAACAGGCUCUUGUACAGCAUACCUUGACGACGCAACUCAAGGACAAGGACAAGUCAUCUGAUGAAUUGGCAUCUCAGCCUCCUUCGCAACCGUCAACGGGAACACCGGCGGCUCGCCCAAAGAGAACAGCCUCACGUUCUCGGGCACAGGCCGCGGAUAACAUUGACUGGCAGAAACAUGUGGGUGAUCCAUUUAUCAAUUCCUGCAGUCCCUUGGUUUUGCAGGACCCGACCAAGAGCAGUGACAGACCUCGGGACGUCGAUCCAGAAGCGAUUACAAAAGAUCAGUUGUUACUACCAGUGAUGGUUGUGGAAUACAAACGCUGGAAUGAGGACCAGGCGAAGUCCCUUAACCAGGGACGGUUCUACUGCGUGGCUUCAGUCACAUUCCUCGCGGUGCUCGGCAUCGAGGGACACCCGGUCUUCGCGCUGGUCACAAAUGGGGUGGUGGGCGCUGUUCUGCUUUCGUGGCAGUCACCGCAAACAAAGAAAAUAUAUGUCAUAGAACGGAAUGUCUGCACGUUCGACCUCUCCAAGCCUCUCCAAGCAUUCCACUUCGCAACAUUCCUCAUCCGGCUUCGCGAGCAGCACGAGAAGUUGCAGGCCCUCUUUGAGGCCAAGAAGACGGAAUUUAAAGCAAAGGUAUCUGCGCAGCAAUUCGAGGAGUGGACGAUGGCAGCACAGGAUGUGCUACUGAGGGCUCAACGGGCGGAGGCUGAGGCUGCCGCCGCUUCGCGAGCUGCGGCUGAGGCUGCCGCCAGUCCCAGCGGCGCUUAG
This is a messenger RNA of Sparassis crispa, 3225 nucleotides long. RefSeq lists its product as hypothetical. The transcript has 8 exons. The record is from RefSeq and is a predicted model, not a curated record. Bases 1 to 3225 code for a protein of 1074 amino acids. NCBI's taxonomy places the organism in Eukaryota, Fungi, Basidiomycota, Agaricomycetes, Polyporales, Sparassidaceae.